AUUUAUAUACAGAACAAAGCGCGAGACUGUUGGUUGACAAAUAGGCUUUACUUUGAAUUUUAUCGCUUUUAUUUUGAAACCAUACCGGAUUUGAUGGGGUUUAUUUGACCACUUUUAUGCUGUCCGGGGUGGGGCGAGGUGAAUGUCGAUUAAACACUGAAGAGCGGCUGAGAUCCAACUACAGAAUGGAGCUAUCGAGGCAACGAACUCUCCAGAAGCAUCUGGAGCCUGCAAGACCCCUGCGCCGCCUCCGCCCCUUUGGCAGUGGUGGCUCAACUGAACCCACAGUAAAUGCUGCUUCGUGUGCACAGGCAUUAAUUGACGUUGUGGAUGAAAAGACAAAUAUUACAGUCGAGCAGUUCUUCAAGAUCGUCAAUCCCCAAGACCAGAAAAAAAAGAGAUUGUCUUACUCUCAUGAUUUUUUAAUUGGUCUUGCGAGUUGUUCUGCAGCCAAGAAGAGGCCAGAGUUUUUACCAGACCACCCGAUAGUCUUACCCAAAGCAAGGGAUCCAAGUUUUCUGACAGUAAAUAAAAGCAGUUGGAAUAAUGGAAAAAAGGAAGAUGAAGUGGUCACGGUGUCCUGGGGCCCAUCCCGGCCUACGUCCGGCAAAAGGCUGACAACACCCGAGACUGAUCGCCAGUCACGGCACAUAAUGGAGGCAGACAGCCAAAUCCACCGUCACUGAGUGGGAACUGAAGCCAUGCAGUCAAUUGAAUGUACCACUUCACCAUCAGUGAUGCACCUUUGUUGUAAUUUCUCGUAGUCUAUUAUUUAUAUUUUCUUUCCAAGAAAGAUUUUUCAAUUGCAUCCAGUUGUAUUGUUAUAUAUUUGUAUUAUGGUUGAUGUUUGCCAAUCUGUAUUCUGUUACAGUGUUCAAUAAAACAUUGGAGAGAAAUA
Molecule: messenger RNA, 898 nt
Organism: Hippocampus zosterae (dwarf seahorse)
Lineage: Eukaryota; Metazoa; Chordata; Actinopteri; Syngnathiformes; Syngnathidae
Gene: gra
Product: granulito
Exons: 7
Coding region: 117-686 (189 amino acids)
Source: RefSeq, a predicted model, not a curated record